UUGUAACCCAGAGUAUUGGUGAAGCAGUACAAAGUUGUUAAUGACAAACUGUACUGAAUCUGUUAAAAGAAAAGUUUAAAAGGUACUCAAAGGUACAAUAUACACUGAGCACUCAUAAAAAACAACCUGUACUGUGUUCUUGUAAAAAAGGCUGUGUUACCCAAAGCAGAAACAGAAGAAAGUAGUACAAACUAUACUAACAACAAUCCGUACUGAGUCCGUGUAAAAAAAAUAAAAGUCGUACUGAAAGUUGAUAAAAGAGUGUUGGUACAGAAAACAGUAGUGUAAACUGUACUAACAAUCCACACUGAGUCCGUGUAAAAAAAACAACCAAAAAACUUGUACCAAAAGUUGUUGAAAGUCAGAGGCUGGUACAGAAACUGUAUUAACAAUCUGUGAGUCCUUACGUGUACAAAAAAAACCAAAGUUGUACCAAAAGUUGUCAGAACUCGGAGGCUGGUUAUGGAGAGGCUGAAGAGUGAGGAUGUGUCGACACAUCGGCCGUUUGGUCUGUCCUGGCUGGACUCUUGUCUGCACGAGACGCUGCUCCCAAACACACCGUGGCAGAAGGUGCAAGAGAAGAUCAGCGAGCGGUUUGCGCGGCGGAUCGAGAAGCAGCUGAACCACAGCGACAGGAGACAGAUGAUCUUCGAGUUGCUCGGCGAACAGUUCGUGGAGAAGUACUUCCCCAAGUACCCCAACAACCCAACUCUUAUUGAACCGCCUGCGGUGGACCCCGCCCGUAAGGACGUUCUGAAGAAGGAGGCGCAGGCGUGGCUGCAGCAGCAGCUGUACAAGGCGGCGCGGGACGUCGGCUGCCAGCGAGCGCCGGGACAGGACUACCAGGCAGACACCGCACCUGAGAUGGUUGAAUUCGUGGAGCACACCUACCAGGUGUUCUACACAGGCAUGGACAGGCAGCUGGUCAUAGAGGAUCAGCUCAGACAGAACGAGGAAGAGCCAACAUGGAAGAAAGAAAAACAGCCCGGCCGCCCCAACAACCGCCAGCAGCAUGGGGAUGUGAAACGACAAGAUCGUCACUCCACAGCGAGGUUACAGGGAGGUAAGCCCCCCCAGUCCUGGGGCCCGGCCAGCGACUCCCUCGGCAGACACGUCGUCGCCAUCUUAAAGCGAGACCCAAGACGUCUCCAGGAGGUGUGCAGCCGGCUGCUCGGAAAGCAGCUGCCGGGAACCUUAAGGAUGUAUGUCUGGACAGAUGUCUUAAUGAAGGAGGAGAGGAGGAAGAUCAAGGACCACUCCGUGAAUGUAGAGAAGAUGCUACGUGAGCGGUUCGGACGAGGCAUCGUGCAGGGUGUCCAGGCACUGAAGCUGAAGAGUGCCACCAGAUCUCCUAUCUCUGGACUGGUGGAAAAUGCCGUCAUAGAGAUGUAUGACCGGACUCCAGGCAUGCAGGCGUACAGUCAGCCGGAGCAGUUGAAGGAGGCAGCUCGAGUCCUGAACAUCUUGUACACGUACGAUCGCAGCUAUGAACCGUACCUCAUCCACUGGCUCUUUCCACUACAGCUGGUGUACAGGGAGGGCUGUGACCAAGAGGAACACCCCUAUGAGCUGGCCAUGUACCUGAAGCUUCUGGUGGACUCCCGCUUCCCGAAGUGGCCGGAGGUUUUCGCCAUCGCCGAGCGAGUGAUGGACCGUCUGAAACAGGAGGACAGACACCUGCACAGACACCUGCUGGAGUGUUCUCUCAAGAACGUCUCCUUCGACCCCAAGGAUUUCCUGGUACAGUUGAUCCAUAAGGAGAAGGAGCAGGCUCAGUCCGGUGGGAAGGGGGGGCAGAAACCCGUCCAGCCGUCACCCGAGCUGCUCGCUAACCCGCUCAUCUUCGUACGCAAGUGGGUCGGAGAGGGCUUUGUGAGUGUACUGGAUGCCCAGGCUGUGCUGUUAGUCUGGGAUCAGGCCUUCAUGACAGACUGGAAGCACAAAGUGUUGGAGGACUUCUGCCUGGUGAUCCUGCUGCUCCUAAGGGACCUGCUGCUCCAGGCUACGGACUACCACACUAUGAAAGGGGUACUCCUCCUAGAGCCCUGUCGCCUGUACACAGCAGACAUACAGCGGGGAUGGAUGCACCUUCAGCAGGGCGGGCUGCCUGCAGAUCUCCCAACUCUCAACAGGAGGCGCCCCAGCACGGCCAUACCUGCACAGUCCCCCCUCCGCACCAGGCCGGAACCCUCCCCCUCCCCCAGGUUUGACCUUGAGCCUGACGAGCUGGGGCCGGUCGGACUCAGGAACUUCAAGGUCAAGCUGAUCCUGCUGAGACAACGGCCCGGGGACGGGGCGUCGGAAGGAGAGGAGGACUGGGUUGCUCAUUUUGACCACAAGAAUGUCCGUCUGACUGCUUCCGUCUACUUCGGCGACAUCAAGCUGCGCUCCAAGUCCACCGUCACCGAACCCCGUCUUAAAGACAAGAAACAGAACCUGCAGUCCAACCUGGGCGAGUAUGUGGACACCUACUCCAUCGAGUUUAAGGAGGAUCUGGUCUUCAACAACCUGGACCCUUCACAGUUCCACGGAGUGGACUUCGGGCCGGACAGUCAGCCGUACGCCAUCGUCAGGGCUAGCUACAGGGGCAAGGGGGAGGACGACAAAGCCUCGGUCCCCGUGAACCUGGGCUGGGUGAAGAUCCCGGUGUACCGGCAGGAGCUAUCCCAGGAUGCUGCGGGGGAGGGGGGACCCCCCAUGAGGGGCGCGCGGCCGCACUGGGACGUCAUCGAGGGCGAACAGACCAUCACAGUCGUCCCCGGCAACGUCCCCGAGACUGCCGUCGGCAAGGUGCCAAGGUCGUUCACUGAUAAAGAUGUGGUGCGGGAGGGUUCCAUGCUGUAUGCGACCGUGUUCGACCCCAGCGCUGACCAGAAGGGGGAGGACAGCGAUGCAGAGGAGGAAAGUGAUGCUGAUGUGGUCCCGACUGUGGACUCCGACCCCUUCGUGUUCUUUAACCCUGAGACAGCCGAGGACCAGCCUCCCGUUCCCGACAACUCCGAGGGCAUCGACCUCUACGUGGACCGUGUCCAGUUCAUCCCCGACAACGCAACCAUCAUCAAGGUGACGGGUCGGGUGAUGAAGUCCAACCUGGACAACCUGCCGGACAUCUCUGCGUUUGCGGAGCUGGACAGCUCGGCUCGGAGCCCGCAGCUCGCCUACAGACUCCCGCUCAACACUGACCCUGACAACAGGAAGCCGAUGUCCCAUGAUGCCUUGGUGCUGCUGCGUGUCUACACGGUCGACAAGGACUCCAAGACGCUGCUGGUGAUCGGAAGCUGUCUCUUCCCGCUCUUCGUGGAGGAAGAUGGACAGACCAGGUUCAAUGUCGGAGGUCAUCAGCUGAGGCUCCGCAGGGGGAUGCCAGACACCAAGAAGCCGCUUUUAGCCUCGUCGUUAGACAACGUCAUCCCCGUGCCCGGAGCCUCCAUUCUCCUCAGGCUCAUGCCACACGGAGAGGAGAUGAUCCCUGCGCCCCCGUACAAGAGUGGUUUCUACCACUCGGAGAAGAGCCGACCUAACCUGUCGGAGAUGCGGAUCCUGCGGGACUUCCAGAGCGACACGCUGUUCCCGCUGUCCGUACGGGAGGCCAUCCACCGCCUGCAGAUCGCACAGGGCAUGCCCCCCGCUGAGGAAGAAUCUGAUGCAGCCCUGGAACAAUGGUACAGAGACAGGCUGGAUGCGAAGAAGCACCUCCCUCCCCGCACCCCGGCCAGCCACAGUGACCUGCUGAGGGCCGUCAGGUACCACAUCCAGACUGGCAUCGGCAUCCAGGUGGAGCAGGCACACGGGGUCAACGGUGAGGGCCUGUAUGUGAACGUGUUUGCUCGCGUCUCACCUGGAGCGGAGGCACGUGAGUUGGAGAACACACCUGAAGGCUACGGCGGGGAGGAUAAGAUCAUCACCACCAAACACGACUUCACCAGCCUGCAGAAGUCACCAAAGUGGCUGGACCCUCCCUCAAUCAUCCACCCUCACCUUGAGCCGAACACGUGCCUGCUGAUCCAGGUGUUCGGACUGGACGCGGUGUACACACCUCAUCCUGACGGCACCGAGCGGGGUACGGUCACCGGGAAACGGGGACAGGAUGUACGGCUCACCACCGAGUCUCAGCUGGGCUGGACGGCCGUGCCGCUGUUCGACAGGGGAUGUGUGAUGGCAGGCGUCCACAACGUUCCACUGUUUAUGGGGAUGCCCAGUACUGAGUUUCUGACCAACAUAGCUGUGAAGUCUGUAGAGUUGAGUAUGAAAGAAGCCCUGAACACAGGCAGUGACAGACUGUGUAAGGAGUACUCCUCGCUGGUGGUGAAGGUGUACGACGCUCACUACAACCCUGAGGAGUGCAUCCCCAUCCCUAUCCGAGAUGAGCUGUUGAAGAUUGACAACGUCAGUAAGUUUAAGAAGACGAUGGGAGGAGUGAAGAGCAAACCUCUGUCUCAACUGGUUCUGCAGUCACUCGACAAAAAGUUACAGAAGCAGGGUACCAGUAGUGAGGUGUACCAGAGGGAGGAGGGUUUCUAUGACGAGGCCAUGGGAGAAACCUUCUACAACCUCAUGGAGAAUGCACUGAUGAAUGCUGGGUAUGGACCCUUGUGAGCAUGUGCGGCUGCGACUGGUUCGUCCAAUGGGAGGCCUCCAUUCUACUCAUGUCUAAUUUUCGUAUAUGUAACGUAAAUUGUCUACUACAUGACGUGUAUUACAGUAUCUAGUGAGGCUAAAAUCACUUUCAACUGUAUUAUACAGCAAUUUAGUCAUACGUUGUUUGUUGUGUAUUGUCUUCAUGUAAUAAGCAAGAGGGAAAAAUCGGUCAUUCUUUUCUUCAAGAGUAAACUAAGGUGCAAUCCUGUCAAAAUCAAAUUGAAAUUUAAAUCAAUGUAAUUUAAACAGUUACUUCAUGGAUGAUUUAGAUGUUUGUUGUCGUGUUAUUUUGUUCCGUGUUACGUAAAAUAAAUGUAUCCAACGAACUCCUUUUUUGUCAUUGUUUGUUCACUAAUCUAUUUAUAAUAAUAUUUAUUUCUGCAUUAUUUUGCAGUGGAGAGAUCACCAAAAAAACAAAUCCACUGCAACAGUUCAAGAUUUGUCGUAGGAUAACUGGUUUAGCAAUCAUUGAUUGUUGAAUUGAUUAUUAUUUUUCAUUACCAGACUUUUCUGUUACAGUAGCAACCCGAGUAGUAGAGUCAAUAAGGAAAAAAAUCGGUCAUGUUCUAAAAUCUUUUAUGUCUAAAUUUCUUAUUUGUUUACAACAGGCUCCAGGCCAAAGAAAACAAAAACAUAAACAAA
Molecule: messenger RNA, 5280 nt
Organism: Branchiostoma belcheri (Belcher's lancelet)
Lineage: Eukaryota; Metazoa; Chordata; Leptocardii; Amphioxiformes; Branchiostomatidae
Exons: 29
Coding region: 463-4596 (1377 amino acids)
Source: RefSeq, a predicted model, not a curated record